This is a messenger RNA of Rubroshorea leprosula, 2835 nucleotides long. NCBI's taxonomy places the organism in Eukaryota, Viridiplantae, Streptophyta, Magnoliopsida, Malvales, Dipterocarpaceae. The record is from the annotation of a GenBank genome assembly.
AUUCAAGAGGGAAACAAAACUUUUUCUUAUUAAUCAUGAUCUGCGCGUGUUGCAUGCGGCACCCACCACCUUAAAUAUCCACCUUUUCUCCUGAACCUAGCAAAACACUUCCAACUUAAAAAAUUCAAACUUAACAUGGCAUUUUACAUUCGCAUUUUCAUGGAGUUAUUAACAUGGGCUUCCAUACUUUUCUGUUCUACAAUUGGUAUUGGCACUGGCAGCUCACUUGUGACAGGGGCAACACCUGAGGCAGAAGCUCUGCGGAAGAGUGGGUGGUGGAAUGCCUCCAUCAACAACGUUACAGAACAUUGUAACUGGCCUGGUAUAACAUGCAAUGGUGCUGGGAGCGUUACUGAGAUCAGUCCACCUGGCUUCAACGUGGGAAAGAAGUUUGGAAAAAUGAACUUUUCUUCCUUCCCCAAUCUUGUUCGCCUUAAUCUUAGCGAUCAAGGACUCGAGGGGAGCAUCCCACCUCGAAUUGGCUACCUUACAAGACUCGAGCACCUUAAUCUGUCCUAUAACUCUCUAUCAGAACUUAGGAAUUUGAAGAAUCUUGUUUCUUUGAACUUGACUGGGAACAACCUUACUGCAUCCAUUGCUCCAAUCAUAGGCCUUCUAACCAAUCUUUCCCACUUGGAGUUGGCCUCAAAUCCUUUUGAUUGUAUUAUCCCUCCAGAAAUAUGGAACUUGAAGAAUCUUGUGGCCUUGGACUUGAGUAAUUGCAGCCUCAUUGGUCCAAUCUCUUCCAAUAUCAGUCAUUUAACCAAUCUGAUUUCUUUGACUCUUGCAAACAAUCAAAUCAAUGGAUCCAUACCUCCAGAAAUGGGGAAUCUAAAGAAUUUGGUUUCUCUGGAUCUGUGUAGCAACUGGCUUGUGGGUCCAAUACCAUCCUCUCUUGGACAAUUAACCAGUCUGACAGUUUUAUACCUCAGUUUCAACUCAUUUAGUGGCUUCAUCCCUCCAGAAGUUGGGGAAUUAACGAAUCUCACUGAUCUUCGCUUGGAUCAAUGCCGACUUGUUGGUCCGCUCCCUCCAACUUUGGGUCAAUUGACAAAUUUGAGAUACUUGUCUCUUUAUUGGAAUCAAAUCAAUGGCUCCAUCCCUUUGAAACUGACCAACCUUAAGAACUUGAUUGUUUUGGAUCUUGGGCGAAACAAUUUAGGGGGUACAAUCCCUUCAUCUCUGAGUCUCUUGUCCAAUUUGAGGAACCUGUACCUUACAACAAAUUCUUUUGAGGGUCUCAUCCCACCAAACAUAGGAAAUCUAAGUAAAUUGGAACUUCUGGAUCUUGGUCAAAUCCCAUCCUCUCUGUCUCGUUUGUCCAAUUUGCAGUAUUUGCAUCUUUAUGAAAACAAUUUAACAGGCCCAAUCCCACUUAAUUUGAAUAAGUUUCCAAAGAGCUCCUUUAAAGGCAACCCAGAUAUAUAUGGUCAUCCUCUUAGCAACCCCACUACUUUGCCUCCUUUCUUCACUCAACAUAGAAAAACAAACAACAAAGUCUUGAGACAUAUUAAAAUUACUCUUCUCAUCACCAUUUCUCUUGUCUUGGUAUCUCUGGCACUGUUGUUCCUUACUCGAAGAAUACAUAGAGCUAAAAGUAAGGAAGUAGUUCCAAGUCUAACAAAAAAUGGGGAUAUAUUCUCACUAUGGAACUUUGAUGGGAGGGUUGCAUAUGAAGACAUUAUUGCAGCAACUGAGGAUUUCGACAUCAAAUAUUGCAUUGGUACUGGUGGCUAUGGUAGUGUUUACCAGGCUCAAUUACCAAAUGGCAAAGUAGUUGCCUUAAAGAAACUUCAUCGUAGGGAAGCAGAGGUACCCACUUUUUACAAAAGUUUCAAGAAUGAGGUUAAGAUGUUAACAGAAAUACGACAUAAGAACAUUGUUAAGCUUCAUGGGUUUUGUUUGCAUAGACAAUGCAUGUUUUUGAUCUACGAAUACAUGGAAAGGGGAAGCUUGUUUUACAUCCUCAGAGAUAAUGUUGAAGCUAUGGAAUUGGAUUGGAUCAAAAGGGUGAAUGUCAUAAAAAACAUAGCUCAUGCUUUGUAUUACCUUCACCAUGAUUGCAUCCCACCCAUCCUUCAUCGGGACAUAUCAAGCAACAAUAUUCUAUUGAACUCAAAGCUGGAGGCUUUUGUUUCUGACUUUGGAAAUGCUAGGCUUUUGGAUCCUGAUUCAUCUAAUUAUACCAUACGUGUUGGCACCUAUGGUUAUAUUGCCCCAGAGCUUGCCUAUACAAUGGCUGUGACAGAGAAAUGUGAUGUUUAUAGUUUUGGGGUUGUGACAUUGGAAGUACUGAUGGGAAGGCAUCCUGGAGAACUGUUGACGUUGGUAUCAAAACCAUCUUCUUUGCAAAAUGUGAUGCUAAGUGAUGUAUUAGACACACGCUUGACACCUCCAAGAAGCAAAACCGUUACCCAAAGUAUUGUUGUUGCUGCUACACUAGCAUUCGCUUGCUUGCACGCAAAACCAAAGUGUAGGCCAACAAUGAAAUAUGUGUCUCAACAAGUUGUUACCUUCCAAAGACAACUUUUGAAGCCUUUUCCAACUAUAACUCUGUUGGAACUUGUAAGUACAGAUUUGGGGAUGGAAAAUGGAAGAGAACCCCGACCAGAAGUCGUAUUGCAACCUGCAAAACUAAAUAUUGAUCUGGGGAUAGAAAAUGAAAAAAAACUUCAUUCAGAAGUUUCGUGUCAUCUAGACAACUUUCACGGUGGUACUUCCUCAAAUUAGAUCUUAUGGAGUUUCCCUGCAUUUUUUUAAAAAAUAAAUCUGUUUAGUCUAUUUCAUGAUUUAGUUUUCUGUACUAUUAUGUUGAAAUAACAUCCUUGAUGUCGA